Salvia miltiorrhiza (redroot sage) is the source of this 465-nucleotide messenger RNA. RefSeq lists its product as uncharacterized. Lineage: Eukaryota; Viridiplantae; Streptophyta; Magnoliopsida; Lamiales; Lamiaceae. The record is from RefSeq and is a predicted model, not a curated record. Bases 1 to 465 code for a protein of 154 amino acids. The transcript has a single exon.
AUGGUGUAUGGCAAGAGGUGCCACCUACCGGUAGAACUGGAGCACAAGGCUUUUUGGGCAGUCAAUAAGGUGAACUAUGACUGGAAUAAAGCAGGGCAAGCAAGGAGGCUUGAGAUUCAAGAGUUAGAGAAAAUCAGAAGAGAGGCAUAUGACAAUGCAGUUCUCUACAAGGAAAGAAUGAAGAAAAGCCACGAUGCCCUGAUCACCAACAAGCAGUUCAGCUUUGGGCAAAAGGUACUUUUGUACCAAACUCGGUUCAAAUUUGCCAAAGGCAAGCUGAGUACUAAAUGGACUGGACCAUUUGAAGUACAAGCCCAAUUCCCAAAUGGGGCCGUCGAAGUCAAGAAUCCAAAGUCAGGAGCAGUGUUCAAGGUGAAUGGACAGAGACUGAAAGCCUAUUAUGGGCACAAACCAAACAUUGGGGCGGAGCUAGAUCCUUCCCUAGCAACAAAUCACCUGGGAUAA